AUGACCCAACAAGUAAAACCAGAUAAAAUAGAUUAUCGAAUUUUAGAGGAUGGUGUUAUCAUUUGUGAUACAGCAACAAAGAAAGCAAAAGCAUUGGGAAUUAUUAAGAAGAAAAAUACUUUAUUCGUGGCUGAAGUAAAGGGUCACAUUGAUGAAAAAUACAUUAAUGAUUACAUAAACUUUUUACCGAUAAUAAGAAACUUAGAUAUUAUCACAGAUGAAAAAACAAUUGGCAGUUUUAUGUAUAAUUACAUGAAAUCAAACAAUCUACCAGUUGACCAGAAACAGAGAAAAUUAACUCAGUUAGCAUCAACACACAACCAAUAUCAACCAUUUUCUUCUUAUUAUCUUUGGUAUCUAAUCGACAGAUUUCAUUUUAUCAUUGAUGACAUUCAAUCAAUUUUAACAUUUACUAAAAACACUUGUUUUAAUGAAUUUGCGAACAAAUUUAUGAACGAAAGACAAAAGGCUGAAUUAGAAGGAAAUAAAGGAAAAAGUUUAUUUUGCAAGAUUUCACUUAAUGGAUCAUAUGGUUACGAUGCAAUGAAUACACAAAAUUACGCAAAGACUAAAAUAAUGAAUGCACAGAAGGCACGCGUUGCAUGUAUGUCAAAUAAGUUUAAAAACAUAAGAGAAAUAGGAGAGGAUACAUAUCAAGUGAUGCUUAAAGAUAGAUUUUAUAGAUGUGAUACAUGUUUACAAGAGGCAUUCUUCACUUUAGAUAAUGCUAAAUACUGGUAUUUGGUUUAA
Trichomonas vaginalis G3 is the source of this 750-nucleotide messenger RNA. Its product is annotated as DNA/RNA polymerases family. The transcript has a single exon. The record is from RefSeq and is a predicted model, not a curated record. Lineage: Eukaryota; Parabasalia; Trichomonadida; Trichomonadidae. The coding region runs from base 1 to 750 and encodes 249 amino acids.